UGGGACGAUACUGACAGUGAAGAGACCAGCGGACAUUAUCCUGCACAAAUCUUAAUGAUGGCAGAGACUCAAGACGCGCUGCGAGAAAAACAGCUAUCCAAAACGAUACGAAAAGCAAGAAUCCAUGCUUCUGAGUACGAGAAUGAAGAAGGAAGUGAGCCAGAGCAAGUGAAAUCCCAAUCAACCGUGCCGCGCAAGGGGAAGGCGGAACAAAAGAAACAGAGGAGCAGCAGGAAACUGCGAAAAGCAAAGCAUAUGCUGGAAUCCUUAAAGCCCAGCUUGAGAAUCUCAAGCAAAAAAACAAGGAGUGUUCUGGCAUUACCGCUCCCAAGAGAUAUAAACGAAACAGUGACACAGACGAGAGUGGUACAGACGACUGCCUUGUGGCAUCGUCAGAACUGGCGCUGGCCAAGAAAGAUGCCGGGCACUGGCGGCAGCGCUACAAAGAAAAGUGCCUGGAGAAUACGAGGCUUCAUGAAAUUACCAAAUCUCAACAAGCAUGCGUUGAUGGGAAGCUCCUCUCAAUGCACAAACUACUGGAGGAAGUGAGAGACCAGCCACCAGGCAAGGCUCGACUUCUGAACAAAGAACAGC
Molecule: messenger RNA, 594 nt
Organism: Ixodes scapularis (black-legged tick)
Lineage: Eukaryota; Metazoa; Arthropoda; Arachnida; Ixodida; Ixodidae
Exons: 5
Coding region: 55-549 (164 amino acids)
Source: RefSeq, a predicted model, not a curated record